Molecule: messenger RNA, 572 nt
Organism: Tripterygium wilfordii
Lineage: Eukaryota; Viridiplantae; Streptophyta; Magnoliopsida; Celastrales; Celastraceae
Product: hydrophobic protein LTI6B-like
Exons: 3
Coding region: 144-317 (57 amino acids)
Cellular component (GO): membrane
Source: RefSeq, a predicted model, not a curated record
AGGCCUAUACGUCGGUUGCUGUCUAUUAUAUAUAUGGAACCAGCGAGUUACUCACUUUACUUGUGAGUUGUAACAACAAGAGCAGUUACCAAGCACUCUCAAUUGUGAUCUCUCUCGGAAGAAAGAAAAAAGACGAGAAGAAGAUGGCAGAUAGGGGCUCAGCCAACUGCAUAGAUAUCCUCCUGGCCAUAUUAUUGCCUCCCCUUGGUGUCUUCCUCAAGUUUGGCUGCAAGGUGGAGUUCUGGAUUUGUCUUGUGCUGACAGUAUUAGGAUACAUCCCUGGAAUCAUCUAUGCCAUCUAUGCCAUCACUAAGUGAAGUCACCUUCGUUACUUUAAUUAAUUAUGUUUGUGGGAGAAGUAUUGUAUUGGUGUAGUCAAAUUCAGUGUGAGUGUGUGUUGGGGUCCCCUGUCCCUGUGGUACUUAUGUUCGUUUUUAUUUAUUAUUGUUUAUCUAUCGGCUUUGCUGUAAAUUAAGACAAAUUAUUCCAGUAUAUUUUUAGUUUUCUGGUUACUUUUAUUUUGUCAUUUGAUUCCGGUAGGGGGAGUUGUAUAAAUAGAUUCUUAUUCAAGA